Molecule: messenger RNA, 891 nt
Organism: Acanthosepion pharaonis
Lineage: Eukaryota; Metazoa; Mollusca; Cephalopoda; Sepiida; Sepiidae
Source: the annotation of a GenBank genome assembly
AUGUUUCGAACGUUGCUUAUCCGACCUACCUUUCUGUUUUCUCAACCAUUUAGAACAUUCCAUGUAAGCGCAGUUUCAACAAAGGAUUGGAAGAUUGGGAAACUCAACCAUGUUGCCAUUGCUGUUGCUGAUCUUGACAAAUCCAUGGCAUUGUACAAAAAUGCAUUUGGUGCCAAAGUCAGUAAAAAAUUGGAUCUACCUGAGCACGGAGUAACAACUGCUUUUAUUGAAUUAGGAGACACAAAAAUAGAGCUUCUUCAUCCACUUGGCAAGAAAAGUCCCAUCAAGAAUUUUUUAGACAAGAAUAAAAAUGGUGGAAUACAUCAUAUUUGUAUUGAGGUUGAUGAUAUUGAGAAAGCAAUGCAGGAUCUUCGUUCCAAGAAAAUUCGUCUUCUGACAUCUUUCACCGCACCUGCUAUCCUCUUCCGCCUCACCUGCUAUCUUCUUCCGCCUCACCUGCUAUCCUCUUCCGCCUCACCUGCUAUCCUCUUCCGCCUCACCUGCUAUCUUCUUCCGCCUCACCUGUUAUCCUCUUCCGUCUCACCUGUUAUCUUCUUCCGCCUCACCUGCUAUCCUCUUCCGCCUCACCUGUUAUCCUAUUCCGUCUCACCUGCUAUCUUCUUCCGCCUCACCUGUUAUCCUCUUCCGUCUCACCUGUUAUCUUCUUCCGCCUCACCUGCUAUCCUCUUCCGCCUCACCUGCUAUCUUCUUCCGCCUCACCUGUUAUCCUCUUCCGUCUCACCUGUUAUCUUCUUCCGCCUCACCUGCUAUCAUCUUCCGCCUCACCUGCUAUCUCCUUCACCUCACCUGUUAUCCUCUUCCGCCUCACCUGCUAUCCUCUUCCGCCUCGCCUAUGAGACGCACCGUACCGUUUGGGAACCACUGGCUUAA